AAUUAGCGAGUUAUUAAUUAAUUAGUGAUGGGACACAUGGUGUCACUAUGGAGUAAGACCACUGAUUUGGGGGAUCCCCUAACCUUCGAUCGAUAAGUCUUCGGUUUCUAACCGAUAUUCUAGUUUAUUUUAUAUCACAUUAAAACACGAGUUAUGAAUAAACAAUGCAAAAAGAAGUAAAUUGGUACUUCAGAGUGAAGGAAGACACAAGACCAUUACUGGUUAUCAAGCAGUGAUACCCAUGCGCCAAAAAUAACAAAAUAGUCUAGUAUAAACAUGAUCUGGCAGAAUCAGCACCUUGUUACUUGAUUUAAAUUAUUCUGGCCAGCAGAGAACAAUUCUGAAUUUCUAUAAACUAUACUUUCUCACUAUGUAUAUGUAUGUUAUUGUUAAUCUUUGAAGAAAUUCUGUUUUUCAUUGAUUCUAUUAUUCCUGUUUUCGCCUUAUAUCUUGGUUUAUCUGACAGAAUUGGCACUUUGGGGUUAGAGUGGAUUUAUUCUGGCCAGUCAAGCUCAAAUAAUUAACAAUUACACAAAUUGAUACUUUGUGCAUUGGAGCAUGAAUUGACAGAACUGUCACCUUGUAGUCAGAGUGGAAAUAUUCUGGCCAGUCACACUAAAUUGCAUUUGUGCACUUCGAUAUAUUUCUCACUGAAGCAUGAUCUGGCAGAAUCAGCACCUUGUUGCAUGGGCACAAAUAUUCUGGCCAGCAGAGAACAAGUCUGAAUUUCUUUAAACUAUACUUUCUCACUAUGUAUAUGUUAUUGUUAAUCUUUGAAGAAAUUCUGAUUUUCAUUGAUUCUAAUAUUCCUGUUAUCGCCUCAUAUCUUGGUUCAUCUGACAGAAUUGGCACUUUGUGGUUAGAGUGGAUUUAUUCUGGCCAGAUAAGCUCAAUUGAUUAACAUUACACAAUUUGGUAUUUUGUGCAUUGAAGCAUGAAUUGGCAGAAUUGUCACUUGUGGCUAAAGUACAAAUAUUCUGACCUUACACACCCAGAUUGAUUUUGUACAAUUUGAUGUCUUGGUCGUUGAAGCAUAGUCUGGCAGAAUCAGCACCUUAUUGCGUGAGUGGAAUUAUUCUGGCUAGCAGAGAAAAAGUCCAAAUACUUCCUUACUAUGUAUAAUAUGUAUGUUAUUGUGAAUUUUUAAAAAAAAUUGUCCUCAAUGUUUUUCUAUCGAUUCUAUUAGAAAUAGUUCAGGUGCUAUCCUGUUAUACCCAUGCCAUUAGUUAUUUUAUGUGUUUUCUUUGAUUCUGUUUAUCUUCGGGCAAAUGAAAGUAUAGGGAUAAUUUGGGAAAUUGCAGGAUAACAUCUAUAUCAACCAUGGGCAAAGUACGGCCUGCGUUCCAAAUCCGGCCCGUUGGGUGAUUCCAUCUGGCCCAUCUGAUGCUGCCACAACCAACCUGAAACCAAAUUUCGAUGUUUUACCUGAAAAUAGCUCAUAGAAUUUGUUGAGAUUGCGAUUAAAUUCGUUUGUGCACGAGGUCAUCACACUUACAUGGCCCACCAGUCGAGACCGUGCCCACCCUUGAUCUAUAUUCAAGUGCACAGAGGUUUCUGUAGCCUCAGAAAUAUUUUCGGUAUUUCGCCCUGCCCUAUACUGUUAUUUCUCUCUCUCUCUGUUUGGCACUCCUGAAGUAUGUGUACCAAUAUGGAGGUAUCUAAUUUUGUUCGCCUACUUUACAUCAAAUUGUGUAAAGGGACUGAAACCUAUGGGCAGGGGGAUCUUCACCUGGCUAAUACAGACAGUCCCUGAACUCGUAAUAGAACUGAAAUAAGGAAAAUUGGAAUAAAAUUAUGGCCUAACCCUAACCUGGUACACAUACUACGGGUGUACCCUCUGUUCAACUUUACUCAUCCUAAUGUAAACAAAAUCAAAGAAAAACUGCCUUCAUUUCGUGUGACCUAACUUCAUUUUUUAUCCAUUUUCUUAGACAUAGAAUAAAAUUUAGGUUUAAUUUAAGAAAUGGCAGAUUCUCCGAUAACAGGAAUAUGUAUUGUGGACAAGAAGAUCAACUGCCCUCCUCAGUAUACUCUGAUUGAUAGAACAGCAGAAGGGGAAGACUCAGAUCUUUGGAAAGAUGGGUUUUUCAAAUCCAAAGUUACGAGAUAUAUAUGCUAUACAACUAACAUAACUGCUGGUCAAUGGAACCACGUUGUCACAAACAUAAUUCUGAUCGGAAUAAAAGAUCCCGUUCCACAGGGUUUUGUUGCACUGCGAGAAACAACUGACACAAAAGAAAGUGCAUUGAAAAAGCAUGUUUUGUGCAUAAAACUCAUGCCGAAAACGGCCACUGAUUCUGCGGUAGUUGAUUUCAAGGUUAUGAGGUCAGAAAGGUACAAAGCGGAACAAUAUACAUGCGUUGGAGAAGUAAACGGAAUCAACCUGGUUUACAAGUUACAGCGUUUGCCUCAAUCGAUCUCAAAUCGACCGGCCCCGCCUCUCCCUGUCGCAGUCGAGAACGUACCCCCUCUUGGCUCCCCCCCUCCGAUACCCAGAAGGCCCCCAAGUGUGAAAUCAUCAAGUGGAACUGGUUUGAGUACACUUGAACCAUUAGCAGCAAUUUCAGGUGUUCCCUUCAAACUUCACGAUAGACUGAUGCAGUCAAACUCAGAUGCCAAUAUGCAGGAUGACCUUCAUAUAACCUUGAAAACAAAGUCAGAACUAGACGAACUUUUCAACUACGAUUUCUCAAGGGAACGGGGCGUUAUUGGACGAUAGCAUUCUCGGAACUUUACGCUUGACUGAGUUUAUAGUUGUCAUGGAAACAGAUUUUUCAUAAUUUAAAAUUCCCGCACACAAAUUCUAUAAAUCAUUUUCAAGUUUUUCUGCAAUCUUGUAAAUACUGUAUCAUCAAUCCUAAUAUAAUUUCAUUUUACCAGUGCUCGUAGGCCGGUCUACAACCCCCUGUAGGGUGUGAAGCCCACCCCAAUAACAUUUUAAACACCCUUUUUUUGAGCCGUAAUGUCACUCUAUAAAUUUCUAACUUUUUGCAUGUGGAUAUCCAGAAAGUGUCAUAGAUGGUUAGUCAAAUACAUAAGACAUUUUUAUAAAUUACAGAUAGUUUUAUCGCUAAUAACAAAAUUUCUAACCACCCCCUAAAUUUGGAAACAAUCUCCUGAAAUGAAAGCUGGGGAGAAUACUGGUUGGGGUGCCCAAAUGAAUCUAAAAUAUCAGGGAUUCCCCCCCCCCCCCCAGGGGAUUUCCUAGGGGUACAAAUUUGAAUGCUGCUUGCUCCUUCACUUCUCAGUGAGUGCAAAAACCAUACAUCUGUAUAGUUACAGAUGCUCUUGGCAUUUUUAGUGGCUCACACUUGUCUGCUACUUCUGAGCGACAUAAUUUUGGGCCAUUUCUCCUAAUUUACUUUUCAAUUUCUUAUUAACGACCAUUUUAAAAUGUUUUUGUAAUUCACGUCUGAGUCAUCACUGCUUCACAAACUAGGCCAGGGGCAUGCAAUCUUUAACCCUCUCCAUGUGAUUUUUUAUUAAAUAAUCGUAUUUGCUACGCCGAUUUUAUGUAUUUGUACCCCCACAACUAAUCGAUCGACUAACGAAAAACUAAUGAUCCUCUGCUGCCCACUGACGACUCGUUGGAAAGCUUUUUUU
Molecule: messenger RNA, 3603 nt
Organism: Styela clava
Lineage: Eukaryota; Metazoa; Chordata; Ascidiacea; Stolidobranchia; Styelidae
Product: multivesicular body subunit 12B-like
Biological process (GO): virus maturation; regulation of epidermal growth factor receptor signaling pathway; viral budding
Cellular component (GO): late endosome; ESCRT I complex
Source: RefSeq, a predicted model, not a curated record